Messenger RNA from Pestalotiopsis fici W106-1, 1662 nucleotides. RefSeq lists its product as uncharacterized. Bases 1 to 1662 code for a protein of 553 amino acids. Lineage: Eukaryota; Fungi; Ascomycota; Sordariomycetes; Amphisphaeriales; Sporocadaceae. The record is from RefSeq and is a predicted model, not a curated record. The transcript has 4 exons.
AUGGUUGCAGUCCAUGCCGACUGCUAUACCUUGUUCGAGGCCGAGUGCCAGACAGAGGACAGGCUCAAACGCUUGUGGGUGGCGAUCCGAGCUCGGAAACCCUGGGCCAAUGCGUUGAGUCUACAGAUCGCGCCACCUAAAGCUGAUUCGAAGGUCGUGUCCCAAGUGUACCACUGGGCAACAGCCUGUGGAAUUCCAGGGCUGAAGUUGCUGCCACCCGAGAUCAUCCGCAUGAUAGCCGACUUCUCAGAGGGGGCAGCCUUCUUCCGUUGCAUUGCUGCUGUACGACUUGGCAGGGAGUUGAAAGCGGCACCACAGACACUGCCCUUAUCAAUGGCGGUACCUCUCAGGAACGUUUUGUCGUGGACUCGCGGAGAAAUGCCAAAAAUAUCACCAUCCAGGUCAUCAUCAUCAUCAUCAUCGACGAACGAGUUGUCAUUCACUCGCUUGACCUACGACCGCCGUGGCAUUCGCCGCAUCGAAAAUUCAUCAGAAAGAGAAACAGGUCAAAGGAGAAGACGAACAGGUACGGAAGCAUACACCGUAGUGAAACUCAUUCCAGGCGAAGAAGUCCUGGCAGCGUUCGAGUAUGGUAUCUUGCGCCUCAAAUAUUCCAGCCAUGUCUACAAUUUCUACAUUUGGGACAUACCAGAUCAUCCCGAUAUCAACUGCCUCGCGCGCCCCCUCGGCCAAGAAGCACGGCUACGAACCAUCGAUCUGCAAAAGAUCACGGGUCUCACCUUUUUCUACAACCAAGUUGGCCGCUUAUACUGGAUUCAUGGGCAUACAACGACCGAAGUGACUGCUAAGAACGCAUUUGACAAAGUCCACAAAGUGGUUAAAUCAUCUUUGUGUUGGACCUAUGUUCCUAUAGCCAAGGGUGAUAGAAUCACUGCGAUUGGGUUGCGUCUCCGCUCCCGAGGCUCUACUGCCACUGAUUUCUCAACAUCACAGCCUGCAUUUGUGUUUCGUACACAAUUGGCUGGCGAUUUUGCAAUUGGGCCCCAGCAUGAUCACUACGUAGACCACGUCGCGAGUGACUUGUCGCCGAGCUUACUGAUCUACAAAUCAAUGCCAUCCUUGGAAGUCAGCGACGUCGGAGCGCACCCCCCUUCUGAGCCCGGCGGUAGCUCCUCUGUUCAGUUUCGUCCCUUAUGGGCGGAUAAACCCGCGUGGGACAAUCCUGGAUCCCAAUACUUCUCUGCGGCCCCCCUUGGUGGCGUCACUAGAAUGCAGAUUUUUCAAGUCGAGGAAUGUUAUUUUUGGGACUCUCUAAUCUUCUCAGGUAUCUUGUUCGACUACGAGAACGGCGCUCAGCGGGCGGUGGGAGAAUGCCUGGUUGGCGUGGCACCGAGCACAAUUUAUAUGAACCCCAAAAGAAUUUGCGUUCACAAGGCUCAGGAUGGUGAGGCAAUUGUGAACGAUACCGAGGCUUCAUUCAACUGUUGUGAGAUAGAGGCAGGAUCUGAGCUAGAGCACGAUCAUGGUGAGGAGCAUGGGUGGUUUUGUUAUACUUUGGAGGGUUACAUGUCAUGGUGGCACUGGGCGGAUGGACACUCUAACUUUAGUAUUGCUGGUGCAACGGCGAUACCUAGGAGUCAUACUGUGUUUGUUGAGGGGAUUGAAGCGAGCGGUAUCGACCCGUCAGGGAAUGAUGAUUAA